Messenger RNA from Eruca vesicaria subsp. sativa (arugula), 3876 nucleotides. The record is from the annotation of a GenBank genome assembly. Lineage: Eukaryota; Viridiplantae; Streptophyta; Magnoliopsida; Brassicales; Brassicaceae.
CCUUCUUCCACUGAUCUAACGAUUGUGAAUUAGGGAUUUUUCCACGAUUCAAAAAUGGCAGCGCCGAGGCCAACGGGGAAUCAGGAUCUGUUCGAUACGUAUUUCAGGAGAGCAGAUUUGGAUGGAGAUGGCCGUAUCAGUGGAGCCGAGGCUGUCGCUUUCUUCCAACGCUCCGGUUUGCAUAAGAACGUCCUUGCUCAGGUAUGGUCCCACGCAGAUGAAAAAAAAGCGGGUUACCUUGGUCGAGAGGAGUUUUAUAAUGCUCUAAAGUUGGUAACUGUGGCACAAAGUAGGCGGGAAUUAACUCCUGCGAUAGUCGAAGCUGCAAUCCGUGGUCCUGCUUCUGCCAAUAUCCCUGCUCCCAACAUAAAUCUUGCUGCAGCGCCCUCUCCACAGCCUAGGGGAAUUGUGCCUGCUACACAAGCUCAGGGAGGGCCUCAAAUGGGUGGAACCGUAAGAACUAGUAACCAACAAGUAGUCCCGGGCCAGCAGAACCAAUUUACUGGGCCACCUCAAUCUCAACCUCAGCAAAACUUUCAAAGCCAGGGUAUGCCAGCUGGAGGGACUAGUGCCCCUCGAACUGCAAACCAACCUAUGACAUCUGAUUGCCUCAGCGGCAGAAGUGUUUGGCCCUCUGGGCAAGUGAAUUCUCAAAUUCCUUCGAGUCAAAGUGGAUAUGGUUUGACAGCACCUAACUCAGUUGCCAGCAAUAUGCCAAAACCGCACAUGACACCUGCAGUAAUAAGCUCUACGACAGCCAGACCUCAAGAAUCAGCGCCUGUGCAUAAGCUCCAUGAUUCAUCUGCUCCAGGUACUCGUGCUCUAGAUGCUCCAUCUAAUCAAUUGGCAGCCAAGGAUCCCAAGGAACUGGCUGCCGCAGGAAACGGUUUUCCCUCUGACUCACUUUUCGGAGAUGUGUUUUCAGUUACUUCCGCGCAGCCAAGACAACAUACUGCGGGAACUACUUCGACAGUGGGCAGCUCAUCUGCUUCUGGUACACCUGGCUCUACUCCCCAACCCCAACCCCGACCCCAGCACCAUCCCCAACCUCAGCACCAACCUCGACCCCAGCACCAACCCCAUGCCCAACCCCAACCCUAUGCCCAACCGCAGCACAGCCCCCAUUCUCUUCCCCAGCACCAACCCCACCUCCAGUCCCAAGCCCCUUGGCCAAAAAUGACUCCAGCUGACGUCCAGAAAUACUCCAAGGUAUUUGUACAAGUUGACACUGAUAGGGACGGAAAGAUCACUGGGCACCAGGCUCGGAAUCUGUUCUUAAGUUGGAAGCUCCCGCGAGAGGCUUUGAAGCAUGUAUGGGAGUUAUCUGAUCAAGACAAUGAUAGCAUGCUUUCCUUGAGAGAGUUCUGUAUUGCUGUCUAUCUGAUGGAGCGUUAUAGAGAGGGCCGACCUCUUCCCCCUGUGUUCCCAAGCACUAUAAUAUCCAGUGAGAGCAUGUUUACCUCUCCUAGUCAAUCUGUGGCACCACAAGGCAAUGCAUCCUGGGGACAUACACAUGGUCAAGUUCAUGGGUCCUUGAGGCCACCAGCUAUUCCCAAAGGAAAGCCUCCAAGGCCAGUCCCUCUCUCUCCUGGUGAUGGAAUGGUCCAGUCCACUCAGCCAAAACGUAAAAUGCCUGAGUUGGAAAAACAUCUGGUGGAUCAACUUAGCAAAGAGGAGCAAGAUUCGCUCAACUCAAAGUUUGAAGAAGCCACUGCUAUUGAUAAAAAGGUGGACGACCUUGAAAAGGAAAUAGCUGAUUCCAAGCAGAAAAUUGAGUUCUUCCAUGCUAAGAUGCAGGAACUUGUUUUAUACAAGAGUAGAUGCGACAACCGGUACAAUGAGAUUACGGAGAGAGUCUCGGGUGAUAAACGUGAGCUUGAAUCUCUAGCAAAAAAAUACGAGGAGAAAUACAAGAAGUCGGGCAAUGUAGGCUCUAAAUUGACUAUCGAAGAGGCAACAUUCCGCGAUAUACAGGAGAAGAAAAUGGAAUGGUACCAGGCCAUAGUCAAAUUUGAAGAAGGCAAGCUGGAUGAUAGUAUUGUUAAGGAGCGCACUGAAAACAUCCAAUCGGGCCUUGAGGAACUGAUUAAAAAUCUGAAUGAGCGCUGCAAACAAUAUGGAGUCCGUGGCAAACCCACUACUCUGGUGGAGCUUCCUUUUGGUUGGCAACCUGGAAUCCAAGAAGGUGCUGCUGAUUGGGAUGAAGAUUGGGAUAAACUAGAGGAGGAAGGGUUUACCUUCGUCAAGGAGCUUACACUUGAUGUUCAAAAUGUCAUUGCCCCUCCAAAGGAAAAAUCAUCUGCUUGGAAGAAAGAACUUACAGUCUCUUCAAAUGAAGGUGAACACGUUUCAUACUCAGAUGUUGAGUCUAAAACUGAGAAAAAUCCAAGCAGUGGAGAAGAGGCACAUUCAGACAGUAAAACAGAUAGAAACGGAUCUCUGGAUGACUCUAAUGCUAGAAAGGAUGUCGUAGCUGAUUGUUCACCCAGAACCAAAGAUACAAGGAGUGAAAAUGGCCAUGAUGAUGGUGAAUCUACUGCUUCUGCUGGAAAAGCUGUCAACGAACCUAGUUACGACUCUCACGAUGAGACAGAUUCAGUUUCAAGCUUCAACCCUGACAACGGAAAGGACAAGAAGAAUGAUACUGAUUUUGGAUUCGGGUUCGGAUUCGAUGACUUCAGCAUUAAACCUAUAAAAACGGGUUCCACCCUAUCAAAUGACUUCCUCCCGCCAAAGCUAUCUCUAUUUUCCGAUUCUGUCCCAAGCCCCCCGGCACAUGCCAACGACGGUUUCACUGCAAAACCGUCCUUGUUUGCUGAUUCUGUCCCUAGCACUCCAGCAACAACCACUGCCUCUUACCAAGGCAAGAGUUCAUACUUUGACGAUUCUGUCCCAAGCACUCCUGCCUACCCAGGAAACUUGUUUCCCGACAAGAAAUCAUUCUUCGAUGACUCUGUUCCAAGCACUCCUGCUUAUCCUGGAAACUCGUUUCCCGAAAAGAAAUCCUUCUUCGAUGACUCUGUCCCAAGCACACCUGCUUAUAGCACGUCUGAUUUUGGUGGGAAGCCGUUUGCAUCAGAGACUCCACGUUCAGACAACUUGUUCCCAGGAAGAAGUCCCUUCAUGUUCGACUCUGUCCCAAGCACACCUGCUGCACACGAUGACUUCUCUUCCAACAGCUUCUCACGGUUCGAUUCCUUCAACAACAACGACGCUUUCUCUCUAUCCCGCUCAGACUCGAUGCGCAGCACAAGCGAGCCAGACCCGUUUGCGUCCAGGUUUGAUUCUUUCAACUACCAAAGAUAUGAUUCCUUCAAUGCACAAAGCUAUGACAACAACAACAACAACGCAUCAGAGACACCUAAAGCUUCAUUGACGAGGUUUGACUCAAUUGGAAGCACGAGAGACUCUGAUUACAGUCACGGGUUUGGGUUUGAUGACCAUGACCCGUUCGGUUCUACGGGACCAUUCAAGACAUCGACAAGUACGGCUGAGACACCUCGGAGCUCUGAUCAUUGGAAUGCCUAGCCCCCAAAGCUCAGUGUGAUACUAAUAUAAUCACAUAUAUAUCAAUAUAGUUUUUUUUGUUACAGUUCGAACCUACCCCGUUGGAAGAGUUCUGUGUAUUUGUUUGGUUUGCCCUCUGCUUGCUUCAUUUUUGUUGUCAAGAGUAUAUAAUAGUUAUAUUUUUCCAUUUUGAAAGGAUUCUUUUGUGUCCGAGUAGUGUUUUUUUCUUCUUCUCUUUGCUCAUAUGUGCCCUGUGAAACAGAAAUUAAUAUUGUUAUAUUUGUAAUCAUCUCGGAUGGAUGUAUUAUUUUUCAGAUGUUUCUAUAAUAGAUUUUUUUUGGAAUUAUAUUCCGUAUUUAUAAGUAACUC